Messenger RNA from Eutrema salsugineum, 1380 nucleotides. RefSeq lists its product as uncharacterized. The coding region runs from base 1 to 1380 and encodes 459 amino acids. Lineage: Eukaryota; Viridiplantae; Streptophyta; Magnoliopsida; Brassicales; Brassicaceae. The transcript is spliced from 4 exons. The record is from RefSeq and is a predicted model, not a curated record.
AUGGCCUCAUCAAGUGUUAAGAAGAGGUACCCUCCACUACUUUUUGCUGAAGGAAAAGCACCUAGUCAGUUAAGAAGUAUGAACCACAAUUGCUAUCUCUCCAAUUUAAAAAUGGUUGAAAUAGGAGUUGGGGCAGAUGUGUGGGAUGCGUUAAAAACUUCUUCUGUUGGAGUAAUUGCUAAGCUUAAGGAGGUAGACUACACAUGGUGUGCUGGUGUUGUCCAUUACUUGCUAACACAUCAAUUGGUCAUUGAAAAGCCUUAUGAGAUAUGGACACUAAUUGAUAGUCAACCUAUUAGAUUUUCUUUGCAUGAGUUUGAAGAGAUUACAGGUCUUAAUUGUGCUCCAUUUCAAGAUAAAGAGAACUGGGAUGUUGAUCAUAAAGAAUUUUGGGCGGAAAUGAAUGUUUCGACGGGGAAUGGACCGUCUUUAAAGGAGUUGCAAGCGGUGUUAGAUAGAUGCAAGGAUUGGAGCUUUGAGAAAAGGAGAAUGGUAGGAUGGUUGUCGCUUUUGUCUAUUGGGAUCUAUGGUAUUUCUCCUACUAGUAGAAUCCCUUUAGACAAAGCCAAAAGGGUACUUGACGCAGACGUUUUUGAGAGUUAUCCGUGGGGACGAGUUGCGUUUAGGAGUCUGAUUGAAUCCAUCAAAGUGAUAACUUAUGGAGUGAAGAAGUCUUCCUCUUCUAUGUUGGGUGGAUCUCGUGCUCGAUUCAAAUUUGAAGACUUCAUCUUAGAAGACAAGAAAGCUAAUGACAACAAGUUUCGUGUUAGGAGUUUCAUUUUAAAAUCACAAGAAGAUAUAUACCCUAAGUGGGAUGACGAUGAACCAGACGAGAAGCUUAACAAUCUGAUUGAAGAUCUACUGAACAAUAGAUUGGAUACACAAGCUUGGGAGAUCACUGAAGCACCUGUUAGCAGGAAGAAUAAACGUAAGGUAUAUGUCCGUCAGAGUUAUACUGGGGUGGUUGAAGAUAACGUUGUUGAAAAGUCUACAAAAAAGAAGAAAGACAAAGGAAAAUCAGUUGUGGAUGGAGAAGAUUGUGGUGAAAAUAGUAUAGAGAAUAGGGUGCUAUCUCAAAGUGAAACUGCAAUUGUGGGACUUGUGGACAUGGUUAAAACGUUGGUUGAAAAAGUGGAUACCAUGGACAACAACCUUGAUAACAAGGUUUUGUCUUGUUUGGGGCUUGCCUUUGAUGCUAAACUCGACGCUAAAGUCCACGCUGAAGUUGAGGUCAAAUUAACAUCUGUUUACGAGAAGAUUGCCUCGCUGGAGAAUGAGGUAAAAGAUCUUAAAGAACAACUUAAACCACGUGAGAUCACAGCCGCCAACUCAAAUGUCAACUUAGAUGAUGAAGUGACAAGUAAAGCUAUGGUACGUUAA